AUGCCCUCGAACUCCGUUUCAGACCUACAGUCGAGGCUGUUCAAACGCAUGAAAAUUGAAACCUCAGAGCGACCCCGAGCGCGAAAGGAAGUCAGCGGCGAUGGAAUAGCAGGAUCCCGAGUGCGCAGGCGCAUGGAUGACCGCAAAAUGCAGAGGGCACGAAAGAAGGCCCAAAAGUACUCGAAGCACCCAGUGCCAUCCUUGGGUGGGCAGCCGCGAAAUGAACCGGUCACACCUGUAGCCUCUCAGUUGAAGCCUGAAUUAUCCAAUCGAUACGUUGCCAGCGCACCAGGAGCUCGGUUAGGGAACGAUGACGAAUCAGACGCAGCCGAGGAAUCGUUACAAGAUGCCAUGGAUGACAGCGAUGCCCGAAGCGAUAGCAGUAACGACUUCGUCUUGGACAUGCCUACGACGGUGUCCCAAGAUGACAGGAUGUCCAGGAAAGUUCGGGAAGAUCUUGCCCAAUAUGAUGCUGAGAUCGACGAGUUUGAGAGAAAACUGGGCAUUAAAAAGGGUCGAAAAUCAUUGCCAAAGGCGUUCCGUGAGGACGGCUUGGAAGAUCUUCUCGAUGGAGUCAGCAAUGAAAGCCCAAAGACUGAAGACGAUGCAAAAAAACGAAAAAAUGUCUAUGACGAUUGGUUGUCGUCCAAGAGAAGAAAGGAACUACCAAAAGCUGACGAACGCAAGCAUAAAGCCUUGGGAAAUUUCGGCGAGGAGAUCAUUACCCACGCAGGAACAGGGGGCAGGAUGUCCGCACUGGAUCUUGGGAGAAUCAACUACCGUGGCGAUGAGGUUGACGACGAGGUUGAAUUCGACGAGAUUGAUGACGAAGACGAGACUGACGAUGACAUGGAGGUUAACGACGAUUCGUUUUCAGGUUUUGGUUCUGGGACGGAGGACGACGCGACUAUUUCUGCACAGCCAAAGAAAGAAAAUCCUUAUGUCGCGCCCCAGACGAAUAAUGUAGUCGCCAAAUACGUUCCCCCAUCACUUAGACGUUCAUCUGCAUCCGAGGACGAGACUAGAAGCCGGUUGCGCAAGCAAAUACAGGGUCAGAUCAAUCGGCUUACCGAUGCCAACAUCCUGUCGAUUGUCCAGGCCAUCGAAGCCAUAUAUCGGAAUAAUGCCCGUGGAGAUGUCACGGAGAUAUUGACCGAUGCCAUCCUGGCACAGAUAUGCAAGCCCGAGAGUCUGCCGGAUCAGUUCUUCGUCCUCACUGGAGGUUUUGCGGCCGCCAUCUACAGGAUCAUGGGCUCCAGCUUUGGCUCUCACAUUGUUCGCCGCAUCGUCGAGACAUUUGCCGAUGGCUACAAGCAUGCCAGCGGAGAGAUGAGCGAAGAGUCAAGCAUACGAAAAGAGGCAUCCAAUGCCAUCGCUCUUCUCACCGAGCUCUACGUUUUCGAGGUCGUUAGCUGCCAAAUCAUCUUCAACUACCUCGAGAGACUGCUCGACGAUUUGUCCGAGCUCAACGUGGAGCUUCUUCUGCGCAUCUGUCGUAUGGCAGGCAGGCUGCUGCGGAAGGAUGACCCGCAGGCACUGAAGCAUGUCUCGGCUGUGUUGGGAAAGGCUGUGUCGAAAGUCGGCUUUGCCAAUGUAUCAGCGCGAACCAAGUUCAUGGUUGAGACAAUCGACGACCUGAGAAACAGCAAACCCAAGGCCAAGGGUAUGGAUUCGGCCAUUGUGUCGGAGCACGUGCUCCGGAUGAAGAAGCGACUCGGCGAGCUCCGGUGGCAGUCCCGAAGGCUUGACGGGCUCGCUCCGAUGGGCAUGAGCUUGGACGACGUCGAAUCCUCCGAUUCUCGCGGCAAGUGGUGGCUUGUGGGAGCGAGCGUGCCGGUCGUCAGUCGCGACGAAGCAGCGGGGACUAAAGGACGUGCACCUGCAACGACUAGGCGAGCCGGCGGCAACAAUAAUUCGACGGAUGAGGAGGACAUGGAUAUUGUUCUCCCCGACUACUCGAAAAAGGCUCGCGCACAGGGUCUCAACAACACGGCACAGAUAGCCAUCUUCACGGCCAUCAUGUCGGCAACCGAUCAUGAGCAUGGGUACCGCCAAUACAUGGAGCUGAGGCUGAAGAAGGACGAUCAGGUCGAAAUCGCCCGCGUGCUUGUGCAGUGCGUUGGUAGCGAGCUGCAGUACAACAACUACUAUGCACUGGUGGCUGGCCACGCUUGUGCCAACGGAAGAGUGAAGUUUGCCCUCCAAGACCAGCUAUGGAGGAUAUUUCGGGGACUCGGAGAGUCGCUGUUUGGAGAGGAAGCCGACGAGGAGGAGACGGCAGACACAGAACGCAUGAGAGACGCCAGACGAUUGAAGAACGUCGCCCGAUUCUACGCCUCUCUGGUGACUGACGGAGCGCUGGGCAUCGGCAUCCUGAAGCCUCUAUCACUCCCCAAGUUGAACCUACGUGCGCGCUGCUUUGUCGAGCGCUUCAUGAUUCGUUUGCUGCUGGGGUGCAAGGCGACGGGGUUAAAGGAGGACGCCCUUGUGCAGCGAAUUUUCGGCGCAGUGCGAGAGUUUCCAUCCCUCGCAGCGGACACACGUUGGUUUCUCGAGAAGAGGGUGCGCAGAUCGAAAUGGAUCAAGGCGAAGGACGCCAAGAGGCUGGAUCGAUUAAGGGAAAAGGCCCAGUCGGUCGUCGAGGCCGCCGCAGUUGGUGACGGCGAAUAA
This is a messenger RNA of Drechmeria coniospora, 2670 nucleotides long. RefSeq names its product MIF4G domain-containing protein. The transcript has a single exon. Gene Ontology annotation, biological process: ribosomal small subunit biogenesis. The record is from RefSeq and is a predicted model, not a curated record. NCBI's taxonomy places the organism in Eukaryota, Fungi, Ascomycota, Sordariomycetes, Hypocreales, Ophiocordycipitaceae. Bases 1 to 2670 code for a protein of 889 amino acids. Gene Ontology annotation, molecular function: protein binding; RNA binding. Gene Ontology annotation, cellular component: nucleolus.